UUUCCUUGCAGGUGCAACUCUUCUUUUCUUCCGGGAUCGAAAAGCCUUGAGAGGCACGCAACGCAGGCGAAUCGCUGACGAGCAUAUUCUUGGCGGUCCGAUCGGAUCCCAAAUUGAUCGAGUCAAUUGGAUACAUUGUCCAGCCAGACUGCCUCUGUCGAACCCGACUCGUGAUAAGCCUACCCCGACUUUUAUUCAUCGAUCCCCGGCGUUGAGCCGCCCGCCACCGGGAUAACUUCAUCGAAGGGACUCCUACGGAGCCAACAGGCGGUGUGAUAAUAUCAGGUAAAGAAAUAGGGGGCCAAAAAAAAGAAAGAGGUAAAACCCACACUCAAACUUUCUCCUCAAGGAAUUGGCUUCUCCUUUCCUCUGUUCCAUCCCCAAUUCUUCCUCCGUUGAAUCAGGGCUACACUAUAAUCUAAAAACUCAAAAGCUGUUCUUGCAUGCUUCUCUUGACGACAACAGCUCAUUGUCACCGCAUGCUGUCACGAGUUGAAUAAUGGGCAAACAAAAGCAAUCUAUGAGUCCUUUGUUUGAUACCCUUGGGAUGGAGAGGGUUAGGACAAUUUUAACUAAGAAGUAUUCUUAUCCACAUGAGCAUUCAAGGCAUGCUAUGACUGCAGUGAUAGUGGGAUGCCUAUUCUUCAUAUCAUCCGACAACAUGCACACUCUAAUACAGAAAUUGGACAAGAAUGUAAAAUGGUGGUCUAUGUACAUCUGCUUAAUUGGUUUUUUCUAUUUUUUCUCAUCUCCAUUUAUUAGGAAGACUAUCAAACCUAGCUAUUCAAACUUUAGCCGAUGGUAUAUCUCAUGGAUCUUUGUUGCUGCAUUAUAUCAUCUCCCUAGUUUCCAAUCUAUGGGAGUGGAUUUGCGGAUGAAUCUUUCUCUGUUUCUGACAAUUUUCAUCUCUUCUGUUGGUUUUCUUAUUUUGUUUCACAUUAUAUUUCUUGGCCUUUGGUAUAUGGGUCUUGUUUCUCGUGUGGCAAGAAAACGACCAGAAUUGCUGCCCAUCAUCCAGAACUGUACAGUCAUCAGCAUUGCUUGCUGUGUAUUCUAUAGUCACUGUGGAAACAUAGCCGUUGUUACAGAAAAACAUUUAGAUAGGAAGAGUUCAAGUUGGUUUUCCCUCCUAUAUUGGAAGAAGCAAGAUACAAAUUCUUGGAUAUCAAAGUUCAUUCGAAUGAAUGAGUUUAAGGACCAGAUUUGUUCUACUUGGUUUGCUCCCGUAGGAACUGCGAGUGACUAUCCUCUUUUUUCUAAAUGGGUCAUCUAUGGGGAGCUAGCAUGCAAUGGAUCAUGUCCUGGCCUUUCUGAUGAAAUAUCUCCCAUAUUUUCAUUGUGGGCAACGUUUAUGGGUCUGUACAUGGCUCAUUAUGUGGUGGAACGAUCAACAGGAUGGGCUCUUACACAUACUUCGCCCUUAUCUGAAUAUGAGAAGUUGAAAAAACAAAUGAAACCUGAUUUCUUGGAGAUGGUUCCAUGGUAUUCUGGAACGUCAGCUGAUUUAUUUAAGACUGUGUUUGACCUCAUGGUAUCUGUCACUUUGUUUGUCGGUCGAUUUGAUAUGCGCAUGAUGCAGGCUGCCAUGAACAAGGUUCCAGAUGAAGCAAAAAAUGAUGAUAUUUUCUUUGACCAUUUUUCCAAAGGAGAUGACUUUUGGUUUGAUUUCAUUGCUGACACUGGUGAUGGUGGAAACUCAACUUAUGCAGUGGCUCGAUUGCUGGCCAAACCUUCAAUACGUUUGAGGCUUGGUGACUCAAAUCGUUCUCUUUCACGUGGGAAAUUGCUUCUUAUUGGAGGAGACCUUGCGUACCCAAACCCUUCAGCAUAUACAUAUGAGAGACGCUUUUUCUGUCCUUUUGAAGAUGCUCUUCAGCCUCCGUCCUGGUACAAACCUGAACAUAUUGCAGUAAAUAAACCAGAGCUUCCAUAUGGGGUGUCUGAACUAAGCAAAUAUGAUGGGCCUCAAUGUUUUAUAAUUCCUGGCAAUCAUGAUUGGUUUGAUGGACUUCAUACUUUUAUGAGGUACAUAUGCCAUAAAAGCUGGUUGGGUGGGUGGUUUCUUCCACAGAAGAAGAGUUAUUUUGCUCUGGAACUUCCCAAAGGGUGGUGGAUAUUUGGUCUUGACCAGGCUCUGCAUGGAGAUAUUGACGUCUAUCAGUUCAAGUUUUUUGCAGAAUUAUGCCAGAAAAAGGUGGGAGAGAAUGACUGUGUAAUUAUUAUAACUCAUGAACCAAGUUGGCUUCUUGAUUGGUACUGGAAUGAUGUCACUGGGAAAAAUGUCUCUCAUCUGAUAAAGGACUACCUGAAAGGAAGAUGUAAACUUCGCAUGGCUGGAGAUUUACACCAUUAUAUGCGCCAUUCUUCCGUUCCAUCAGACAAACCUGUUUAUGUGGAACAUUUGCUUGUAAAUGGCUGUGGUGGAGCCUUUUUGCAUCCUACACAUGUCUUCAGAGAGUUCAAUAACUUUUAUGGAAGUCAUUAUGAAAGCAAAGCCACUUAUCCUUCUUAUGACGAUUCUAGUAGGAUUGCAUUGGGCAAUAUUUUGAAGUUCAGAAGGAAGAACUGGCAAUUUGAUUUCAUUGGUGGCAUCAUAUACUUUCUAUUAGUAGUUUCUAUGUUUCCACAGUGUGAUGUUUUCCGCAUCUUGCAUCAUGAUUCAUGGUCAGGCCGCAUCAAUAAUUUCUUGAGGACAAUGUGGAAAGCAUUCUUGUACAUGCUGGAUCACUCUUAUGUGUCUUCUGCUGCUACUCUUGUGUUGACAUUGGCAUCAUUUUUCUUCUUGCCUACAAAACUAUCACGGAAAAGCCGUGCCAUAAUCGGUGUUCUUCAUGUUUCCGCUCAUUUGUUUGCUGCAUUAAUUUUGAUGUUGCUUUUGGAAUUAAGUAUUGAUAUAUGUGUCCACAAUCGCCUAUUAGCAACUUCAGGCUAUCACACACUUUAUGAAUGGUAUAGAUCCAUGGAAAGUGAGCAUUUUCCUGACCCGAGUGGGCUGCGGGCUCGUAUUGAACAAUGGACAUUUGGACUUUAUCCUGCCUGUAUAAAGUAUCUUAUGUCAGCUUUUGAUGUUCCUGAGGUUAUGGCUGUUAGCAGAAGUAACAUCUGCAGAAAAGGUAUUGAGGUACUUCCACGGGGUGGUGCUAUCAUCUACUAUGCUUCAGUGUUUCUUUACUUCUGGGUCCUCUCUACUCCAGUUGUCUCUCUGAUAUUUGGAAGCUAUUUGUAUGUAUGCAUCAAUUGGUUUCAUAUUCAUUUUGAUGAAGCUUUCUCUUCCCUUCGGAUUGCGAAUUGCAAAGCAUUUACUCGUUUUCAUAUAACUGCGGCUGGUGAUCUUGAAGUCUUCACUCUUGCUGUUGAUAAGGUUCCGAAGGACUGGGAGUUAGAUCCAUAUUGGGAUGCUGAACCAAAACAGCCACUACAGUUGAGCCAUAUCAGAAAGUUUCCCAGCAAAUGGAGGUCGGCUUAUGGUGCAGACCCACUCAAAUCUGUGCGUGUUGUUGACCAUUUCGUUAUCCAUCGGAAACCAAACUCUGCUGUUGGUUCAACUAGUUGAUUCCAGUUCUGGUUCAGAUCUAAACUAAUGCAUGAACUUUCUUGCAAGUGAACAAAUUAUCACAGGCAGAACUGUUCCAUACACUUCUAUUACUGCUCCUGCUGCAGGUUUAGUCAACUUUGUAGCAUAGUCAGCCAUUAUCAUCAUUCAAACGCCCCUUGAGUCAAACCUGACUUUCAUCGGUGGCUUAAGUUCUGAUUUGAUGUAAUUAUUAGUAUAUGUCCAGCAGUUAUAGUAACAGAAAAAUAUGAGAGGGAUUCGGAUCAUAUGAAACGCUGGUUUGUAUGUGUCGUAUACACUACAUUAUCAAUUGUUACACAGAACAUCAAUUCUUAGCUAACAGAAACUUUUUGCAGUCAGAACUGGCUCUAGUCUCUUGUAA
Messenger RNA from Zingiber officinale, 3935 nucleotides. RefSeq lists its product as uncharacterized. Gene Ontology annotation, molecular function: hydrolase activity. NCBI's taxonomy places the organism in Eukaryota, Viridiplantae, Streptophyta, Magnoliopsida, Zingiberales, Zingiberaceae. The transcript has 16 exons. The record is from RefSeq and is a predicted model, not a curated record. The coding region runs from base 500 to 3553 and encodes 1017 amino acids.